CACCACAGAAAGGAACCAGGCUUAGAAACGGACCUUCAGAGCUCUGCUCCCUCCAGCACCAUGUCUUACAACUUCUGCCUGCCCAACCUGAGCUUCCGCUCCAGCUGCUCCUCCAGGCCCUGCGUGCCCUCCAGCUGCUGUGGCACCACCCUGCCCGGGGCCUGCAACAUCCCCGCCAACGUGGGCAGCUGCAACUGGUUCUGCGAGGGCUCCUUCAAUGGCAACGAGAAGGAGACCAUGCAGUUCCUGAAUGACCGGCUGGCCAGCUACCUGGAGAAGGUGCGGCAGCUGGAGCGGGAGAAUGCGGAGCUAGAGAGCCGCAUCCUGGAGCGGAGCCAGCAGCAGGAGCCCCUCGUGUGCCCCAACUACCAGUCCUACUUCCAGACCAUCGAGGAGCUCCAGCAGAAGAUCCUGGCCAACAAGGCAGAGAAUGCCAGGCUGGUGGUGCAGAUCGACAAUGCCAAGCUGGCUGCGGACGACUUCAGGACCAAGUACCAGACGGAGCUGGGCUUGAGGCAGCUGGUGGAGUCAGACAUCAAUGGCCUGCGUAGGAUCCUGGAUGAGCUGACCCUGUGCAAGUCCGACCUGGAGGCCCAGGUGGAGUCCCUGAAGGAGGAGCUGAUCUACCUCAAGAGCAACCAUGAGCAGGAAGUCAACACCCUGCGGAGCCAGCUGGGAGAUCGCCUCAACGUGGAGGUGGAUGCCGCCCCCACUGUGGACCUCAACCGCGUGCUCAACGAGACCAGGGCUCAGUACGAGGCCUUGGUGGAGACCAACCGCAGGGACGUGGAGGAAUGGUACAUCAGGCAGACUGAGGAGCUGAACAAGCAGGUGGUGUCCAGCUCAGAGCAGCUGCAGUCCUGCCAGACGGAGAUCAUCGAGCUGAGACGCACGGUCAACGCUCUGGAGGUGGAACUGCAGGCCCAGCACAACCUGAGAGACUCCCUGGAGAACACCCUGACAGAGACGGAGGCCCGCUACAGCUCCCAGCUGGCCCAGGUGCAGGGCCUGAUUGGCAACGUGGAGUCACAGCUGGCAGAGAUCAGGAGUGACCUGGAGCGGCAGAACCAGGAGUACCAGGUGCUGCUGGAUGUGCGGGCCCGGCUGGAGUGUGAGAUCAACACGUACCGGGGACUGCUGGACAGCGAGGACUGCAAGCUGCCCUGCAACCCCUGUGCCACGACCAACGCAUCAUCAAUUGGGUCCUGCAUCACCAAUCCCUGCAACCCCUGUGGCUCCCGCUCCCGCUUUGGGCCCUGCUAGACAGCCAGGGCCAGCAGGAGGACUGUGUGAAGACAGAGGACCGUUGAUGGACCAGCCCUGCUCUCUGACAACCAUCAGCCAUUGGAUAGUACCCCAGUCACCACCAUAAUUCAUAGUCUGGAAAGAGACUGUCCAGGCCCACCUGAUCCUCUUAAUUCAAGGCCAAUUUCUUGUGACCUGAUGGUCUGACAGGUUUGGGCUGGGAAGGUGUCACAUGAGGAGUUUUGUGGUUCUCUCUGCUGCUUUGAUCUGUCUUGUAGUUCCCCAAAUCCCUUUGUUAAUCUCCUAAUAAACUUUCCUCUUGCAAAGCA
This is a messenger RNA of Cervus elaphus (red deer), 1574 nucleotides long. Its product is annotated as keratin, type I microfibrillar 48 kDa, component 8C-1-like. Lineage: Eukaryota; Metazoa; Chordata; Mammalia; Artiodactyla; Cervidae. The record is from RefSeq and is a predicted model, not a curated record. Bases 61 to 1263 code for a protein of 400 amino acids. Gene Ontology annotation, molecular function: structural molecule activity. The transcript is spliced from 7 exons.